GGACUGUCCUCCAGUAUUGUGGUCUCGCCACAGCGGGGCAACCCGGUGCUGAAGUUCGUCCGCAAUGUCCCCUGGGAGUUUGGUGACAUCGUCCCUGACUAUGUGCUGGGCCAGAGCACCUGUGCCCUCUUCCUGAGCCUGCGGUACCACCACCUCAACCCCGGCUACAUCCAUGACCGCCUGCGGCACCUGGGCAGGAGCUACAGGCUGCAGCUGCUGCUGCUCCAGGUUGAUGUGAAGGAUCCGCACCAGGCACUGAAAGAACUGGCGAAGAUUUGCAUCCUGGCUGACUGCACCCUCCUGGUGGCCUGGAGCCCCGAGGAGGCCGGGCGGUACUUGGAGACCUACAAGGCCUAUGAGCAGAAGCCGCCUGACCUGCUGAAGGAGCGGGUAGAGCAGGAUUUCCUCUCCCGGAUGACUGACUGCCUGACCAGUGUCAAGUCGGUGAACAAGACAGAUGCGCUCAGCCUCCUCACUGCCUUUGGGGUGAGUUUGCGGGGACCUGCCACCUUCCCUGGGGCACACUGGGGACAGGAGGACCUGUCCCUCUGCCCUGGUGUCGGGCCCCAGAAGGCCAAGCGGCUCUUUGACGUUCUGCAUGAGCCCUUCCUCAAGCUCCCCAAAUGA
Molecule: messenger RNA, 627 nt
Organism: Phaethon lepturus (White-tailed tropicbird)
Lineage: Eukaryota; Metazoa; Chordata; Aves; Phaethontiformes; Phaethontidae
Gene: ERCC1
Product: excision repair cross-complementation group 1
Exons: 8
Biological process (GO): nucleotide-excision repair; UV-damage excision repair; meiotic mismatch repair
Cellular component (GO): ERCC4-ERCC1 complex; nucleus; nucleotide-excision repair factor 1 complex
Molecular function (GO): single-stranded DNA binding; damaged DNA binding
Source: RefSeq, a predicted model, not a curated record